AUGCAUAAUCAAUGCUCUGCCCCUAACUGUACUAGUUCAAAAUCGGACUUGUAUUCACUAUUUAGAUUUCCACUUGAUGCAGAGAGGUCAAAAAUAUGGGUAGAAAAAUGCCAGAGGGAGGACCUUAAGGACAAAUCACCAGAACAUCUCUUCAGAUACUACAGACUUUGUGCAAAGCAUUUUGAAAAUUGUGAUGAUGCUAGUGAUCCAGUUACAGUGUUAAAGGAUGAUGCUGUACCAACAAUCUUUGAUGAACCAAACAAGCUCCCGCAAGUGAAGCGCAGUAAAGAGACGGAUGAAGACCAAAAGACAAAUGGAAGAAAAAAAGUCAAAAGCUCUCCACCUGAAGUGGACAUGGACAAGUCAAAGAUGGCUCCAGAAGAUUUAUACAAAGACUAUCUCAGGUCGUUAUUUGAAUCGCUUGUUCUGCUGGGAGAGCAGAACAUUCCUGUGUCCAGGCCCAAAAGUCUUGAACAGGACUGUACCGGAUUAGAUAACUUUAAGGCAUUACUAGAAUAUCGCAUAAAUUGUGGAGAUGAAGGGAUGAAAAAAUAUUGCGCAAGUACAGAAGUCUUUCCGUCACUUCAGCUUGAACAGCUGAUUAAAGUGUGCGAGAGAUGCGUCCGGAGUAAGGUGAUGAAGGAAGUGAAAGAAAAUGGAUUUUUCUCACUCAUUACUGAUGAGCUGGUGAAGAUUUCGGAUGAAUGGUACCUCCCUGUAUUUCUGCGUUAUGUGAAUGACUCAAACUACCAGCGUGAGAGGUUUGUGGGCUUCUUGUCUUUUGACGGAGAUGCAGAUGUUUUGUCGGAGAAACUACUUUCUGAAAUGAUCAAUGACUGGGGGUUGAACAUGGAGCAAUGUAGAGGCCAGGCACACUCGUGCUCUGGUAUACAUUACGCUAAAAUAAAAGCAUUUGCCAGCAGAGUGUUGGAGAAGUAUCCAAUGGCCAUGCUCACGGUUCGACCCACUCACGCUUUGAACAUAUCACUUGCCAAUAGUAUGGCUUUAUCAGGGGUCCAGCUUGUCAUGUUUACGUUGCAGAAAAUCGAGUCUUUCUUCAAUCAGUCUCCUUUACUUCGUAUGGAGUUGGAGCAUGCCAUCUCAGUUAUUCAUCCUGACAAGGAAGAUAAGGCUAAAGAACUGAAGGAGGCUUGUUCCACAAGUUGGACCAAAAGACACGAUGCAUUCGAGGUGACACUGGAGCUUCUUGAAGCGUUGCUGCUUUGUGUGGACAGCGUACAUGACAAUGAAGACUUGCGAUGGAGUGAUCAGAUCACAUACGAUGCCUUGGAGAUCUCCAAAGCUCUUUCCGACUUUGAGUUCAUUAUGGCCUUGGUUGUGCUGAAAAACACCAUGAUACUUUUAAGGGCGUUUGGCAAGAACAUUCAAGGAGACGCAACCGAUACCUAUUUUGCAGCUGGCAGUUUAAAAGCAGUGUUGCACUCUCUGACGGAAGUGUCUGACAAUAUUGACGUGUACCAUGAGUUCUGGACUGAGGAGGCAGUUAACCUCUCUUCCUCGAUGGAGAUCCCUGUAGAAUUUCCCCGGUCGCUCUUGAGAAAGCAUCAGUCAGAGUUGGGAGCCCUUCAGCCAGAGAAUUACUACAAGGAGCACCUGACUGUUCCUUUGGUGAAGCAUACACUUAAAGAAGUCUCAGAACUUUUCAAUGAUGAGCAUCUGAAAGCACUAAGAUGUUUGUCACUGGUCCCUGCUGUAAUACUACAAAACAAGCCUUCUCAGCCUGAUGAAGAAAACAUGUUAAUGUAUAAAAAUGACAUCCCUAAUGCAGGUUCCCUUAGCGCUGAGCUGCAUUGUUGGUGGGUUAAAUGGAAUAAAAAAGGGAAAGUUGAUUUAUUGAUAUCCAGUCUCCAGGAAACACUGCAGCAAGCUGAUGUUAAGUUCUUCCCAAAUAUGCUAGCAGUCCUGAGACUAUUGGGAGUCCUGCCUACUUUUGCUCUGGAUAGUACAUGUGAUGUGGCGUACAAGCGCUUCAAGAUGUAUAUGCAAAACACCCCGGAUGCUGCUAAAUCAAAGAGCCUGGCUCUUCUAAACAUAAACAGUGAUGUGGGAUAUGAUUUGGAUUCAAUGGUUGACAUCUACAUGAAAACAUACCCAAGUGUUGAAGAUGCUUCAUAG
Molecule: messenger RNA, 2136 nt
Organism: Nerophis lumbriciformis (worm pipefish)
Lineage: Eukaryota; Metazoa; Chordata; Actinopteri; Syngnathiformes; Syngnathidae
Source: RefSeq, a predicted model, not a curated record